Molecule: messenger RNA, 2319 nt
Organism: Clupea harengus (Atlantic herring)
Lineage: Eukaryota; Metazoa; Chordata; Actinopteri; Clupeiformes; Clupeidae
Product: F-BAR and double SH3 domains protein 2
Biological process (GO): regulation of actin filament polymerization; neuromuscular synaptic transmission
Cellular component (GO): neuromuscular junction; recycling endosome
Molecular function (GO): protein binding
Source: RefSeq, a predicted model, not a curated record
CCAUUGCAAAGUUUGCUAUUAUGUUCCCCUCAGGCUGCAGUUCUCAGCAGUGCCUAAACGAAGGCGUCUGAGCACGGAUCGACAUGGCCGCCUGAUCUGUGUUUCCACAAACUUGUGUUCCCUUUUGUGAGACUAAACUUGGGAAUCUAUCCAGCACUGCAAAGGAUCUGGAGUUUUUUUUUGUUUUAAGGGAAUACAGCGAUAAGCAAAAGUUUCAUAAUGCAGCCUCCUCCGAGAAAGGUGAAAGUCACCCAGGAACUGAAGCACACUCACGCAGAGCAGAUGGGCCGGCUCCAUAUCAAACAUCAGGCCGACUGUGACUUACUUGAAGACCUGAGGACUUACAGUCAGAAAAAGGCCGUUUUAGAGAAGGACUACGCUCAGACUCUACAUAAGCUGGCCUCCCAGUAUCUGAAGCGAGAUUGGCCUGCUGUCCAGUCAGAGAACAGUGAGCACAGGCAUAUUUGCACGGUAUGGAGGGCCUACCUGGAGGGCAUGGUCCAGGUGACUCAGAGCCGCAUCAGCGACUGUGAGAACUACAGAAGCCACAUCUGUGAGCCCAUCAAGACCUUCAGACUGCACAAGGACCAGCAGCUAAAGAGGUGUGUUGAGCAGCUGACGCGCAUCCAGACAGAGCUGCAGGACACGGUGAAGGACGUGACCAAGACCAGGAAGAAGUACCAGGAGACUGAGCAGAUGGCCCAGGCCGUGAGGGAGAAGGCUGACAUUGAGGCCAGGUCCAGGCUCAGCCUUUUCCAGUCCAGAUCUAGUUUAAAACGGGCCAGUGUGAAGUUGAAGGCCAAGAGGAAUGAAUGUAACUCCAAAGCCACCAAUGCCAGGAAUGACUACCUGCUUAUGCUGGCGGCUGCAAACGCCCAUCAGGAACGUUACUACGAGACAGACCUCAUCAACUGCCUCAAUGUUCUGGACGGCAACAUUCACUACCACAUCAAGAGCUAUCUGCUGUCUCUCUGUCAGACGGAGCUCAACGCCUCGCAGGCUGUGCACAACACGUUCAGCUCCCUUCUGGAAAAGUCCAACCAGGCGAUGCAGGACGUCUGUCAGCAGCUCUUUAUCCAGGAGCAUGCCAUGUUUCAGAAAGCCCCGCCCCUUCAGUUCCAGCCCUGUGAUAGUGACUCGGUCAGGCAGCUGCAGAAGGAGAUGGGCACAGCAGAAGAGCACAGCCUGAAUAAGGAAGCGAGGAAGUGGGCCACACGUGUGGCAAGAGAACACAAGAGCAUCAUCCACAACCAGAGGUCUCUGGCUGAGAGUGAAAGUGCAGGGGCACAAAACGAGCAGAACAACAACGAUCUGGAGCUGAAGAUGGAGGAGACCAAGGAGAGCAUCAGGAAAGCAGAGACGGUGAAGCUAAAGGCUGAAGCUCGUCUGAACAUGCUGAGGGAUGUGGGCGUUACUGUGGAUACCUGGCUCAAGAGCGCCAUGAACCAGGUGAUGGAGGAGCUGGAGAACGAGCGAUGGACCACCCUCAACGCACACGAUGCAGCGCUCUCCGGCACUGCUGAUCUGGAGCGAGAGGACGAUGAGGACACAGAGGACAUGGAGGUGUUGGACGACAGCAGCUCCAGUCCGUCGAGCACCCUUAGGAGCUACCCGCUCACCUGCAAAGUGCUCUACUCUUACCAGGCCUCCCAGCCAGACGAGCUGACCAUCGAGGAGCAGGAGGUGCUAGAGGUCAUCGACGACGGGGACAUGGAGGACUGGGUCAAGGCCAAAAACAGGGCGGGUCAGGUGGGGUAUGUGCCAGAGAAGUACCUGCAGCUCCCCUCGUCCAACAGUCUGAUGAGCAUGCUGCAGUCUCUGGCCGCACUGGACACCAGGUCCCACUCCUCCAGCACCUCCACUGAGCAGGAGCCAGAGCUCACCAACCUUGUGCCCAACACUGUGCCCAAUGGAGACUCAAGUGUGACCUUUGCCAAGGCGCUGUACGACUACGAGGCUCAGACUCAGGACGAGCUGGCCUUCCCCGAGGGGGCCAUCAUCCGCAUCCUCAGCAGGAACGAGGACGACGGCUUCUGGGAGGGCGAGUUCAACGGCAGGGUGGGCGUCUUCCCCGCCGUACUGGUGGAGGACCUGGCAACGCCGGAGAACGGAGACGCUCCACCCUGGGCCGCUGACCUACAGGUGCCUCCAUCCUUCAAGAGCCCCCAGACCUCCUCCCCGCCUCCUGCCCAGGGUAGCCCCCUGUGCGCCAGCCCCCUCCCCCCCAGCCCCCUCUCUAGCCCUCAGCAGGCUCCGCUUCCAGCCCCCCUUCCAGCUCCCCCCUCCCCCUAUGCUGGACCCCCCAGUACCCCUGCCACC